AUGUCUCCCGUCGUCGCUCGGACGUUGCUGGCCGCCGUUCUCGCAGUGGUUGCCCUCGACUGGCUGAGAGCAGAAGCGGGAGUCGGGCCGCCAGCAAGAGGGAUCGAGCAGCGCUUCGCUCAGGAUGUCCUGAGCGUGUUCGGAGACAAUCGGACUCUCUCCUCCGGCCAGGUUAACCAAAUGCUACAGCGGUUGGGAGCCGCGCAUCGGCUGGAGAACUCGCUGCCGGGACUCUCGGAGCUGCACUUUAACCAGUGCAUGUCUGCUGAAGACAUCCUUUCUGUCCAUGGAAUGCCAAACAGCAGCAAGAUCACAGAUUCCAGCUUCUCCACAAUCUGUCCUGCUGUCUUACAACAGAUGAUUUUUCAUCCAUGUGAAAGGGCCCUGUCCAAAGGCAAUUCCAAGCCGACACCUGCAGAAGUUUGGGGCUUUGGUUUCCUCGCCGUGACUAUUAUCAACUUUGCAUCACUCCUUGGAUUGGUUUUAACUCCUCUUUUAAGGAAGCCAUAUUUUCCCAAGAUCUUAACCUACUUUGUAGGAUUGGCCAUUGGAACACUCUUUUCCAAUGCAAUUUUUCAGCUUAUACCAGAGGCAUUCGGAUUUGAUCCCAAGAUAGACAAUUACAUUGAACAAGCAAUAGCUGUGUUUGGUGGAUUCUACAUUCUCUUCUUUGUGGAAAGAGUUCUUAAAAUGAUACUGAAGACCUAUAGCGAGAUGGGCCACAGCCACUUUGACUCUGAAGAACUGAAACCUCCCCAAACUCUUCCUCUCCCCCCUGAAACAUUCAAACCCACUAAUGGAGCAGCUGUGUGCUACACAAAUCCAGCAGUAGCUGAGGCUAAUGGGACCCUGAAUUUUGACAGUCUCAGUGUGGUUUCUGGUCAGAAAGAAGAAACCCAAACCAGUUUGUGUAAUUGUUUCAAGGAACCUUCGCUGUCUGAGAUUGGAACAAUUGCUUGGAUGAUCACCUUGAGUGACGCUCUGCAUAACUUCAUUGAUGGACUCGCCAUUGGUGCUUCCUUCACGCUUUCUCUCCUCCAGGGAAUUAGCACAUCAAUAGCAAUCUUGUGUGAAGAGUUUCCCCACGAACUGGGGGAUUUUGUCAUUCUUCUUAAUGCAGGGAUGAGCACACGACAGGCCUUAUUUUUCAACUUCCUGUCAGCAUGCUCCUGUUAUAUUGGUCUGGCUUUUGGCAUCAUAGUGGGAAACAACUUUGAACCGAAUGUUAUCUUCGCCAUAGCUGGAGGCAUGUUCCUGUACAUUUCCCUGGCAGAUAUGUUCCCGGAGAUGAACGACAUGAUGAGAGAAAAAGUAACGGGGAGGAAAACGGAUCUAGCUUUUUUCCUGAUCCAAAAUGCUGGCUUGCUCACAGGGUUCACUGCCAUACUGCUGAUCACCUUGUAUGCAGGAAAUAUUGAACUGGAAUAAUAUAAUCCUGGAAAGAUACCUAGAAUAUUUUUUAAAAAUGGAAGAACUUUUGAAAAUCCAUAAAGGGACUUUGGAAGACUUCAAAGGGUUUGGUUCAACACCUGAUUUUUCUCAGCACUGGAAACAAAGCCUAAGCGGUUUGUUUGUUUUUUGACAGAGGCUUCAUCAACUCCAUUUGCAAGAAUCCAGUUACUUCUUAAAGGUGUGGAAGCUCAGACACCCAUGAGGGCUCUCCUUUGCCUGCAAGCGUUGCAUUGCUCAUUCUAAUGGAGACAUCUAUUUUCUUUGCAUUCUGACAAAUGCAGGAAUUUGGAGUGGGUCCU
This is a messenger RNA of Heteronotia binoei (common prickly gecko), 1751 nucleotides long. RefSeq names its product solute carrier family 39 member 8 (gene SLC39A8). The transcript has 8 exons. Bases 1 to 1428 code for a protein of 475 amino acids. Gene Ontology annotation, cellular component: membrane. Gene Ontology annotation, molecular function: zinc ion transmembrane transporter activity. The record is from RefSeq and is a predicted model, not a curated record. Gene Ontology annotation, biological process: zinc ion import across plasma membrane; intracellular zinc ion homeostasis. Lineage: Eukaryota; Metazoa; Chordata; Lepidosauria; Squamata; Gekkonidae.